Anguilla anguilla (European eel) is the source of this 1792-nucleotide messenger RNA. RefSeq names its product cortexin-3. NCBI's taxonomy places the organism in Eukaryota, Metazoa, Chordata, Actinopteri, Anguilliformes, Anguillidae. The record is from RefSeq and is a predicted model, not a curated record. The coding region runs from base 801 to 1169 and encodes 122 amino acids. The transcript has 2 exons.
ACGAUUUAGUACAAGCCUCAAAUCUCUCCUCCUAAUGACAGACAUUGAAUGAUGCGAUUGUACUAAUUAGCAACCAUGCUUAAUUCCCCAAUGACAUAUUGGCCGAGACCGUAAACACGGUCCCGGCUCAGUCUCGAGCCGCCGCCGCAAGCAAUAAAUCCACGGGAGGAGAUUGUUCUAUUUUUAGACGCAAACGCCCCCAUUGAAAACAUUCGACCGCGCUGUCCCACUGACAUAAAUGCCCCUGCCAUUUGAUCAAUGGUAGGCUUAAUGCCGGAGAAAUAGGCUUCAAAUCGCUGGGCUGAUAGAAGGCAGUUAUGCGGGAGGGGCGCUUCCAUUGCCGUGCGCGAGACAUGAGAACUGACGGAAGGGAAUACCCGGCAUUCCGGCUAUGAUAGAAUCCUGAUGCUGACGCUGUAACUCGCUUUUUUCACACAGCAGUGUCUAUCCCCACGCGUGCACGCACACACACACAUACACACAUACCCACCCACACACACGCCCUCUUUCUCUCGCUCUCUCGCGCUCUCUCUCUCUCACACACGCGCAAAAGAGGCGCGAGGCGCAACUCUGCGCUGAGCUCCCGGACUCUCCCGCGCGCCGCUCGCUGCGCUGUUAUAUUUCGCUUGAGAAAGUACAGGCUGCUACCGUGACUGACAUCCCACACACAAGCGCGAGGGCAUCCCUUUGCCUUGCAUUUAUUCGUCUUUCCGCCCUGGCUGUGUUCGUGGCGUGCUGUCGCAACGGCAUUGAGAAGGUAGAAUGGGCGAAACCGUCAGUUUUCUCCUGUAACUCUGGAAAUGGAUUCGACGUUCUCGCGGGGAGACAAAGACGAUGAGGCGCACCUGGGGGAGUUGGGGCCUGGCCGAGUGAGGAUGAGAGAGCGCCCCCUGUGGGACUACCCUCCGCACUUCCACUGGGCCAUGGAGGGGGAGUCCUUCACCUCCCCCCUGCUGCAGACAGGGGGCGCCGCCGCGCCCGACUUCGGCAUGACGCUGGAGCAGAAGACCACCUUCGCCUUCGUCAUCAUCCUCUUCAUCUUCCUGGGCAUCCUGAUCGUGCGCUGCUUCCGCAUCCUGCUGGACCCGUACCGCAGCAUGCCCACCUCCACCUGGGGCGACGGCCUGGACGGCCUGGAGAAGGGCCAGUUCGACUACACCCUGGCGUAACCCCCCCCAACUUCCUCCCGCACCGACCCGCACCCGCCCACCUUAUCCCACACCUGUCAACACCAACUCGCACCUGUCCAACCCACCCACACCUGUCAACACCAACCCGCACCCGUCCACCUUAUCCCACACCUGUCAACACCAACCCGCACCUGUCCAACCCACCCACACCUGUCAACACCAACCCACACCUGUCCACCUUAACCAACCCCUGUCCAGCCCACCCACUCCUGUCAACACCAACCUGCACCUGUCCAACCCACCCACACCUGUCCAGCCCCACCCCCACCCCUCCUCCCGGGCCACACCCAGGCCCUCCUGCCGCUCCGGUCUCAGCCGCAGUCUCACGCUGGAUAUUGUUUACACGAGCAGCCGGGGGGCGGUCCCCCCUCCCCCCCACGUGGUAGAUCUCCCUGUCCUCAUCACCUGAUACCUCACAGCCUACAGCUCGGAGAUUGUGCACACAUUAGACACACCUGCGCACACCUGCGCAGCCGUAGGACACACCUGCACACACCUGCGCAGCUGUAGGACACGCCGCGCACACCUGCGCAGCUGUUAGACACACCUGCGCAGCCGUAGGACACGCCGCGCACACCUGCGCAGCUGUUAGACACACCUGC